Sorex fumeus (smoky shrew) is the source of this 621-nucleotide messenger RNA. RefSeq names its product chromosome unknown C3orf84 homolog (gene CIMIP7). The transcript is spliced from 4 exons. NCBI's taxonomy places the organism in Eukaryota, Metazoa, Chordata, Mammalia, Eulipotyphla, Soricidae. The coding region runs from base 16 to 621 and encodes 201 amino acids. The record is from RefSeq and is a predicted model, not a curated record.
UUCUUUCCUGGAAAGAUGCAAAAUGAUAUUAUAGGCUCCUGGUACAACAGUGGAUUCUAUGGGCACUACAGAGGUCAGUUCAGGAGUGAUGGUGCUCGAGAAUAUCGCCAUGCAGCCAAGCCGCAGCCUCCAGAAGUGUUUCUGCAACGAUGUCAGGUGCCAGUAAAGCAACACUACUUCUCCAAGCAUGACAACCGCACUUCCUAUGACAAAGGGCCCUACUGGCUGCUGCAGGGGAUCGGGAGGCGGAAAGACCUACAGCAUCUGUGGCAGCAGCACACCUUCCUGCGCUGGGCACCGUGUGAGCUGGAGUUAAGUCAACAAGCGCCCCACAUGACCUCCUACCGGACCAGUUUCCAGAAAGAACCAGGAUUCAAUGACCUCCCCCAGCGCCUUGUUCACUUUGUACAGCUCCAGCCACCCACUGUCAACACCACAUACCAGCAGAACUUCUGCCAACCCUUACGAGACGGUCACUGUGGAAUCGACACAGUACAGCCCAAGACCCUAGUCUCCCCAGUACCACUGCCUGACCUCCCGGAGCUCCUGAGGCCUAGGCCGCUGCAGCACUAUCUUCAUAACGGGGUCUCUGAGUGCCUCAACUGGUCCAUUAAAGAAUGA